GUUGCAUAUGAUUGCUCUAUGGCGAAGAAGAGAAGAGCUGAAGAGCAGGCACUGGGAGUGCCAGUGAACAAGAGGAAAUCUCUGUUAAUGAAACCCAGGCACUACAGCCCAGAUGUGGACUGCAAGGAAAACCCAGACAACAGGAAUGAGGAUGAUAGCCUCCUAGAAAUGAAUGACCACGCCACCGCAGCUGGAAUCAUGGUAAAACCCAAGGAUGAGACUCUUCAUUUACCUGCACCAGAAAGUUCCCUCCUGAAGGAAGACCAGUACACAUGUUAUCCAGAGCUCAUGGUCAAAUCUCUGAUGCACUUAGGCAAAUUUGAAGAAAGUGCGUCUGUGCAGAACGCAGGUGAGACCUUAAAUGGCAGCGGCAUACAGUCUUUAAAAGCAGAGAGUGAUGAAGCAGAUGAGUGCUUUCUGGUUCCUUCCGACAAGGGAAGAGACAAAGUCCACCAUACCCAGCCACCUUUCUGCUCUUCUGGUGACAGCGAAAGUGACUCUGACAGUGCAGAGAAUGGGUGGGGCAGUGGCUCCAACUCAUCAGAAGACACUGACGCUCACAAAGGCCCCAGUCGCCAGCUGACAUACAAUAGAAAGGACCUGUUGGAUGUUCCUGAGAUAAAAGCUGAAGAUGACAAGUUUAUCCCUUGUGAGAACAGGUGUAAUUCUGACACAGAUGGGAGAGACCAUCAGAACACUCACAUGGAGCCCUUGGCUGUGAAAGCCCAGCCUUCCUUCCCAGAGGCUGAAGAGGGUGAGAGCCUGGCCUCAGUAACACAGGAGCCUGCUGAGGCGGAGGAAGCGAAGGGGAGCCUGAGCUUGCUGGAACAAGCUAUUGCUCUACAGGCUGGACGAGGCUCUGCCUUCCAGCACACGUACAAGGAGCUGGACCGAUUUCUCCUGGACCACCUGGCAAGGGAGCGGAGACAACCCAGGGUUACUGAUGCCAACGGAAGACAGAUCUUUAACAAUAAACACUCACCGAGGCCUGAGAGGAGGGAGGCCAAGUGCCCCAUCCCUGGCUGUGAUGGCACUGGACACGUGACGGGGCUCUAUCCCCACCACCGCAGCCUUUCCGGGUGCCCCCACAAAGUGCGAGUUCCUCUGGAAAUUCUUGCCAUGCAUGAGAAUGUGCUCAAGUGUCCCACCCCAGGAUGCACAGGAAGGGGACAUGUGAACAGCAACCGCAACACUCACAGAAGUCUUUCUGGUUGUCCAAUUGCUGCAGCUGAAAAGUUGGCAAUGACCCAGGACAAAAGUCAACUCGAUUCUUCCCAGGCGGGGCAGUGUCCUGAACAGGCGCACAGGGUGAAUUUGGUGAAGCAAAUUGAAUUUAAUUUCCGCUCACACAGCAUCACUUCUCCAAGAGCCUCUGCAUCCAAAGAACAAGAGAAGUUUGGGAAAGUGCCGUUUGAUUAUGCCAGUUUUGAUGCACAAGUGUUUGGUAAACGUCCUCUCCUACAAACAGGGCAAGGACAAAAAGCACCACCAUUUCCUGAAUCAAAGCAUUUUUCAAAUCCAAUGAAAUUUCCUAAUGGACUGCCUAGUGCUGGCGCCCACACACAGAGCACAGUCCGUGCCAGCUCUUAUGGCCAUGGUCAGUACAGUGAAGACACCCACAUAGCAGCAGCUGCUGCCAUCCUGAACCUUUCCACCCGCUGCAGGGAAGCCACAGACAUCCUCUCCAACAAACCACAAAGCCUGCGUGCCAAGGGAGCUGAGAUAGAAGUGGAUGAAAAUGGCACGUUGGACUUAAGCAUGAAAAAAAAUCGAAUCCUUGACAAGUCUAUACCCCCGACUUCCUCACACACUACAAUUACAACCCCAUCCUCAUCCCCAUUCAAAGCAAGCAGCCUUCUGGUCAAUGCUGCCUUCUGUCAGGCUCUCUGUGACCAAGAAGGCUGGAAUGUGCCCAUCAACUAUAGCAGAUCCCAUGGGAAGACAGAGGAGGAGAAAGAGAAAGACCCCGUGAACUCCCUAGAAAACUUAGAGGAAAAAAAGUUUGCUGGAGAGGCUUCUAUUCCAAGCCCAAAGGCCAAGCUGCAUACAAGAGAUCUCAAGAAAGAGUUAAUCACCUGCCCAACACCAGGAUGUGAUGGAAGUGGCCAUGUCACAGGCAACUAUGCAUCUCACCGCAGUGUCUCUGGAUGUCCUCUAGCAGACAAGACUCUGAAGUCCCUCAUGGCUGCCAACUCUCAAGAGCUUAAGUGUCCAACCCCAGGUUGUGAUGGUUCUGGUCAUGUGACUGGAAACUAUGCCUCCCACAGAAGCUUGUCUGGUUGUCCUCGUGCAAGGAAAGGGGGCAUCAAAAUGACCCCAACAAAGGACGAAAAAGAAGACUCUGAACUUAGAUGUCCUGUAAUAGGGUGUGAUGGCCAAGGUCACAUAUCAGGUAAAUACACAUCACACCGCACAGCUUCUGGCUGUCCUCUGGCUGCCAAAAGACAGAAGGAGAAUCCCCUCAAUGGGGCCCCUCUCUCCUGGAAACUGAACAAGCAAGAACUUCCCCACUGUCCUCUGCCAGGAUGCAAUGGUCUGGGGCAUGUAAACAACGUUUUUGUCACCCACAGAAGCUUAUCCGGAUGCCCUCUUAAUGCACAAGCUAUCAAAAAAGUCAAGGUCUCUGAGGAACUAAUGACCAUCAAGCUCAAAACAACUGGGGGUAUUGAUGGUGAAGAAGAAAUUAGGCAUCUGGAUGAAGAAAUAAAGGAACUGAAUGAAUCUAACCUUAAAAUUGAAGCAGAUAUGAUGAAACUUCAGACCCAGAUAACAUCUAUGGAGAGCAACUUGAAGACCAUAGAGGAGGAGAAUAAACUUAUAGAGCAGAGCAACGAGAGUCUGCUGAAGGAGCUGGCCGGGCUCAGCCAGGCUCUCAUCUCCAGUCUCGCUGACAUCCAGCUUCCACAGAUGGGGCCUAUCAACGAGCAGAAUUUUGAAGCAUAUGUAAAUACCCUCACAGACAUGUACAGCAAUCUGGAACGGGACUAUUCCCCAGAAUGCAAAGCUCUACUGGAAAGCAUCAAGCAGGCGGUGAAGGGCAUCCAUGUGUAG
Messenger RNA from Apodemus sylvaticus (European woodmouse), 3051 nucleotides. It is a transcript of the gene St18, whose product is annotated as ST18 C2H2C-type zinc finger transcription factor. Gene Ontology annotation, cellular component: nucleus. The transcript has 18 exons. The record is from RefSeq and is a predicted model, not a curated record. Gene Ontology annotation, biological process: regulation of transcription by RNA polymerase II. Gene Ontology annotation, molecular function: zinc ion binding; DNA-binding transcription factor activity, RNA polymerase II-specific; RNA polymerase II cis-regulatory region sequence-specific DNA binding. NCBI's taxonomy places the organism in Eukaryota, Metazoa, Chordata, Mammalia, Rodentia, Muridae. The coding region runs from base 19 to 3051 and encodes 1010 amino acids.